Molecule: messenger RNA, 4134 nt
Organism: Salarias fasciatus (jewelled blenny)
Lineage: Eukaryota; Metazoa; Chordata; Actinopteri; Blenniiformes; Blenniidae
Gene: bri3bp
Product: bri3 binding protein
Exons: 3
Coding region: 147-848 (233 amino acids)
Cellular component (GO): mitochondrion
Source: RefSeq, a predicted model, not a curated record
ACAGGUUAUCUCCUCAUCACAGCCAGCGUCUGUCAUCCAUCCCCCAGCAAGGUGGCAUCUCAGGCAGCUAACACCCGCUCCCCUCCGCGCUUCACUCGGAUAUUUGGUUCGCUUCUCUGCUCGGCAUCUCGGGGGACUUUGUUGCAAUGAAAGCAAUCGGGGUUUUCGUGUUUUUCUUGGUGCUUUCCGCGUCCUCGCUGGACAAGGCGGAGACGGCCAGGAGCAGGACCAGCAACCAGAACAGCUUCCGACGGGCAGCUAAUGGCUUCUACCAGACCCUGAGCAGCGUCUUCGGAGAGGACAACAUCAGAGGGUUAUACAAGUUUUUUUCCAAAGCCACUGAGCGAUUCGUCCAUGGCGUGGACUCCUUCCUGGACACCAUCUGGAAGAUCUGGUCAGAUCUGCUGGAUGUGAUGGGCAUUGAUUCGUCAAACCUCAGCCAUUACUUCAGCCCCACAUCCCUCACCAACUCCCCCGCCCGCGCCCUGCUCCUGGUGGCAGCGGUGCUCCUGGCCUACUGGUUCCUCUCCAUGUUCCUGGGCGGCUUCUUUUACCUCCUGCACGCCGUGUUUGGCCGCUUUUUCUGGCUGGCCCGCGUCACCCUCUUUGCCCUGUCCUGCCUGUACAUCCUGCAGAAGUUCGAGGGCGACCCCGAGCGCGCCGUGCUGCCGCUGUGCUUCAUCAUGGCCGUGUACUUCAUGACGGGGCCCGUCGGGACGUACUGGCGCCGCGGGGGCGGGGCCGGUUCGCUGGAGGAGAAGAUCGACCACCUGGACACUCAGAUCAGGCUGCUCAACAUCAGGCUGAGUCGCGUCAUAGACAGCCUCGAACAUGGCGGCGAGCAGUAAUGGCACUGCAGUCCGAGGCAAAGAUGAGUUUAGUGGGAGGGGGCGGGUUGGGAGGGGGGGGGGGGACCUGAUGUAUUUGAUAAGAGAAUCCAGUUUCCUACAAACAUCUGCAGCUACACAACCGCUGGGUAUUUGCAACUCUGCUCUCAUACGGGAAAGAAAACUAGAUUUGACGACAGUGUUUUGAAUUGACGGCUGACCUGGAGCCGACACACCAACCAAACCUCUCUGCUUCACCUCAAGGGUUCGAAGAGUUCUCUGCAUCUCGGUACAAGUCAUCACAGAGAUGUUUGAGGUUUUUGCUGGCCCAAUUCCACACUUCAGCCACCUUAAAGAUUAAAUUAUGGUCCUUGCUUAAGCAGCUUUUGCUCGACGAAUAUGAAGAUUUUCUGUACGUUUGUUUAUACGUGUAAAUAACCGCGGGGUUCAGACUCAACUUUGUCCACGAAAACAAGCGUCCCCUUUUUUCAAACUACUGAAAUGGGGCAGGAUGUAUGACGUUGGGAACUGGUUAUUUCUAAUGUAGAAAUUCUUCGAGAAGUGAGAUAGUUGUAAGAUUUAUUUAUUCCAUUUUUUUGUUUCCAUCCAGAAUGUUGAAAUCAUGUAGAUCUAGAUUGUUACAUCGAGUCACAGUUCUAAUAGUUUCGGACCUCUUUUUCCUGUGUGGAUGCGUGCGAGCAUGCGCGUGGGGCGGACAAGCCUGCGAACUGAAAACAGCACCGUGUUUAAAGUCACAAUCUGACCUGGGGAAGAAAAAUGACAGACAGGCAGAUUUAUCUCAGGGACUCAAACACACACAUCAAAUUGAAAGGAGAUGGCUAAAAUCAUGUUUUGGUCUCUGACUCUGAGCUCAUUUGCUUUCAAAUUUAUCUCGGUAAUUCUCAGUAUUGUCCUUUUUUUUUUUGUGCAUGUUAUUUAAAUUGCAGAUUUAUUAUUGUCUCAUAGCAUGACCAUCAUCGUCUUUUGAUACCAGCAUGACAUGAUUGUAGGAAGCCAAAGGAGCUCGUGGACUUGACCUGGAAAUUGUUUCUCUCAUUUUUUUUGUUGAAAGUGAGUUUUAGACAAAAGUAAGUGGUAAAGGUCAGACCAGUCUGUCUGAAAGCUUUCUUAAUACACACACGAGCUGAGCAAAUUUUUUGCUCUCCAAAUCUAGAAUUUGAUAGUUUAUCACUUCAGUCCAUCUCAAGCGCAAACACACGCUAGCGUUCACACCUAUGGGCAAAUUUUUGUUUUCAGUUAUCCUCUAAUGUGUGUUUUUGUGGAGAAAACUCGAUGGAGGAAGGGGGAAAAAAAAGCACGUGCACAGGGAGAACAUGUAAACUCCACAGAGAAAGGCCCGUCACUACACCGCAAUGAUGCCCAUUUUUAUCAGUGGUACUUUUAUAGCGUACAGGAAGAGAUCGGUGACUCACGAGCAGCUCUCGGUUCUGUUUUUGGGAUGUUUGGCCUCAGCUGUAGAAUCGCACCCCAUCAGAUGGUUUUGCAUGUUCAGUAAGUCGGUUUUGUUUUGUUUUGUUUUUUUUACUUAAUUCAAGCCUUUGCACCUUUGGUUUUGGAAAUUUAGGGGAGGUUUUUCACUGAAGGGAGGUCUUGUGCCUUUAUUCCUACUUCACUCAUCCAGGUGUGUGAUUUAUUUUCUUUUUCUCCUGUGGUUGGAGGUUUACCUGUAAUCUGUGACCAGCCUGACCAAACAGUCCGUGUGCUACGCUGUCGCCCUCUUGCAUGUUUUACAUGUUCAUUUUUUCCUGCAGCUCCGUGUCGCCAUAUGAAAGUAGCCCUUUUUAAUGAUUCUUACAAAAAGAUUUUGCUGAUAUUGUUCCUCUCCGCUUUUAGUAAAUUCCAAGUAUUUAAUGUCACCUGUACAGAAGUGACCCUGCGGCUGUGCAGCUUUGUCCGGGGCGGGACGGGUGCUGUCGGCGGUUUCAUUGUCUCAUUUGAAGGUUUGACGGAAGGACAGAAGUGUAGUGUUUCAGGCAGUCCGCUGCAGCCAGGUCACAGGAUGAACCGCUGUUAUACUUUGACUCAGCUCCUUUCUGUCCCCAAAUCUUUUAUCAAGAGAAAUAGUGAAAUAUGAGAUCAGGUCAAUAGAUCUGACGCCGACUGUGGCUUUAUCCCAGCACAAAUUAAAGUUGAGUCCAGUCGCUGGAUCUGUCCUCACAUCAGGCUAUUGCCUUUGUUGUUACAGGAGUUUAAUGCUAUGAAAACGUCGGUCAAUCCCAUGUUGUCUUACUGUUGUUCUUAAAGAACCCACGGUCUUCACAGUGAACCACAUUGAAUCCAGUGCGGUCUGCCAAGGUAGAAAACCUCUUGCAAAAUGUGAAUGAUGUGUUUUAAAUAGCCAGAACUUGAUUAUACAUAUUUAGAAUUGUGUUUCUUGUAUGAUUUUUCUGUAUAUUACCGUUAACAUUUGCACUGAUUUCUAAACUGUGUGUUGACCAAAUGAUUUUAGUGUGCAAAGACUGCUGGACAUUGUAAAGCUGCGCACAACUGCUGUUGAAUCCGUCGUUUAUUUGUGGUGAGGGAGCGACAGAUUUCACCCAGAUGUCCAGUGAUCGAUGUAUGUUUGACAGCCACACAGUAAGUGAAGGCGUUUAAUGAAUAACGAUCACGUAUGUUGUUGAAGGAAGCUGCACACUAAUUUGAAAUGUGAUACUGUACUUGAAUUCAGUCUGGAAUUUUUUGAGUUAAUUCUGAGUAAAACAAUUUCUCCUAAAGUCGCAUGUAUAUUUUCUCUCACAGCUUCAAGAGGCUUUCCAUGUGUCUCAGACAUGACAGGGAAAUAUACUUUAAGUUGCUGGUAACUGUACAUCUACUCAUGCACCACUGGUUCUUAACACCCCAAAUCUGAAGGAUGCUAUAUUGAUUUCAUAGCCAGCAAGGAUCCAGUGCAACAUUCGGAUUAUAUCAGUUGUCUGCUCUUUGACUUGCAAGUUUUUUUUGUUUUUUUUUUAUUCGGUGUACUGUAUCCUGCCUAUUCCUUUCAUUUUACAUAGCCUGAUUUUUUUUUAAUGAGAAAUUGUGCCAAUUAUUUGUUACUGUUGCUUUUUGAGUAUUUGUGCUUUUUUUAUUUCACUUAUUAGCAUUUUUAGAGCUUUUUUUUUUUUUUUAAUCUUUUUCUGUACUGUAGUGUUGUGGCAAGAGCCGAUCUGUGCUGCCUGCUGUUGUCGACUUUGUGUUUGAGUGUGUGUCUUUUUGAACUCUUGUUGGUGGGAAUGUGGUUCUUUUUCUGUCAGAGUGAAAAUGAGGUCCACAGUUGAAUAAAUUAAACACCACAGUAUGAUUUAAA